AUGACCAGAGGAACCUCCCCUGCCGCGGUCACGUGGCCCAAGGGCGGCGAGCUCACCCCGGAGUGGGUCGCCAACCUGGCGCGGGUCAUGGAGGCCAACACGUUCACCGGACCCGACCACCCGCAGAACCUGCGCCGGCUCGUCCCAAAGUCCGUGAUGGAGAAGCUGCUCAAGGCGACGCUCGCGGUGCUGGAGACGGAGGGCACCCUGGUGCGCGUCGAUCCUUCCUCGCCGGACGUCAACGUCAACGUGGUGGGCGACACGCACGGACAGUUCCACGACGCGCUGCGUCUCGUGCACCUCGCGGGCGCGCCCAGCGCGACGAACUGGUACGUCUUCAACGGCGACUUCGUGGACAGGGGCGCCUGGGGAGCGGAGCUCGUGGCGACCGUCUUCGCCUGGAAGGUUUGCAUGCCGCGGUACGUCACGCUGACCAGGGGCAACCACGAGUGCGAGUUCUGCACCGAGGUGUACGGGUACAAGAAGGAGCUGGAGGUCAAGUACGGGAAGAAGGACGGGCGCGCGCUGUGGAGGCUGUUCAUGCGCGUCGCGUCCGAGCUCCCGCUCGCCGCGCUCGUCGCGGACAAGACGCUCGUGGUCCACGGCGGGUUGUGGCGGUCCAAGCGAAAAGCCAAGGGGGGCAAAAAGGGAGGAGCGGGAGGUGCCUCGGGAGCGGAGGUGGGCACGCUCGCCGAGCUCGCCAAGGCGUGGAAGGGCGGCGACGACCCGGACGGCGAGGGCGACACGCAGAUCGCCGGGGACGUCCUGUGGUCGGACCCGGCGUUGGACGUGAACGGGAUGAUCUUCAACGAGAACCGCGGCAUCGGCACCAUGUUUGGCGCCGACGCGACCAAAAAGUUCAUGGAGACGAACGGCGUGCGACUGGUGCUGCGCUCGCACGAGGGACCGGACGCGCGAGAAGACAGGCAGGGCAUGAACGACAUGACGUCGGGGUUCAGUACGGACCACGAUAUUCCGGGCGUCGGCAAGCUGUGCACCGUCUUCUCCGCGCCCGAUUACCCGCAAUUCGUGGAGGAGGGCGAGCGGCGGUUCAACGGUAGAGCCGCGUUCGUCACGCUCGCGUCGGACAGCGGCUACCACGAGCCGCGCGUGACGUCGUUCGAGGCUGUGAAACCUCGGCCGGCUUGCGACCCGUACUACGACGUCACCGUGGGGGGCUCGGACGAGGAAGGGCCGGACGGGGAUCUAGCCGCGACGGUGGCGCGAGGCGAUGAAGCCGACGAUGACGAUGACGAUGGGGCGGAGGCCCACGCCGGCGGCUCCGACACCGUGACCGAGUCCGACGGCGACACGGUGUCGGGAGAGGGCGCCGCGGGGAUCGACGGAGACGACGCCAGCUUCGUGCCGGAGUCAGACGACGAGCGGGGGGAGGAGUAG
This is a messenger RNA of Micromonas commoda, 1398 nucleotides long. RefSeq lists its product with no specific name. Gene Ontology annotation, molecular function: protein serine/threonine phosphatase activity. The transcript has a single exon. Bases 1 to 1398 code for a protein of 465 amino acids. Gene Ontology annotation, cellular component: cytosol; nucleus. The record is from RefSeq and is a predicted model, not a curated record. Lineage: Eukaryota; Viridiplantae; Chlorophyta; Mamiellophyceae; Mamiellales; Mamiellaceae.